Seriola dumerili (greater amberjack) is the source of this 1916-nucleotide messenger RNA. RefSeq names its product aldehyde dehydrogenase 1 family member A3 (gene aldh1a3). The coding region runs from base 15 to 1544 and encodes 509 amino acids. Gene Ontology annotation, molecular function: aldehyde dehydrogenase (NAD+) activity. The record is from RefSeq and is a predicted model, not a curated record. The transcript is spliced from 13 exons. NCBI's taxonomy places the organism in Eukaryota, Metazoa, Chordata, Actinopteri, Carangiformes, Carangidae.
AGCACUGACCUAGAAUGGCUCAGAACGGAAUAACAGAGAACGGAGUGAGUGAAGGAAUCCCAGCUCUGCCUCAGCCCGCCAAGGUCCAGGACAUCAGACACUCCAAGAUUUUCAUCGACAAUGAGUGGCACACAUCCCGCACAGGGAGGACGUUCCCCACCUUCAACCCAGCGACAGGUGUCAAGAUCUGUGAUGUGGAGGAAGCAGACAAAGAAGAUGUGGAUAAGGCGGUGGAGGCAGCCAAGACGGCCGUGCAGAGGGGCUCUGUGUGGCGGAGAAUGGACGCGUCCAGCCGGGGGAUGUUGCUGCACAAACUGGCCGACCUGAUGGAGAGGGACCGGCUCCUGCUGGCGACCCUGGAGACUCUGGACACAGGGAAGCCCUUCCUCCAGUCCUUCUUCAUUGACCUGGACGGCAGCAUCAAAACCCUUCGUUACUACGCAGGCUGGGCCGACAAGAUCCACGGCAAGAGUCUGCCUGUAGAUGAAAGCUUCAUGUGUUUAACUAAACAUGAGCCUGUUGGUGUAUGUGGAGCCAUCAUCCCUUGGAAUUUUCCUCUGCUGAUGUUCACAUGGAAGAUAGCUCCGGCCCUGAGCUGUGGAAACACAGUGGUCAUCAAGCCAGCAGAGCAGACCCCCCUCACAGCCCUCCAUGUUGGAUCGCUCAUCAAAGAGGCGGGUUUCCCUCCUGGAGUUGUGAACAUCGUUCCAGGGUUUGGUCCCACAGCAGGAGCAGCCAUCGCCAGCCACAUGGACGUUGACAAAGUGGCGUUCACUGGCUCUACAGAGGUAGGCCAGCUGAUCAAAGAAGCGGCAGCCAAGAGUAAUCUGAAGAGAGUGACUCUGGAGCUGGGAGGGAAGAACCCCUGCAUUGUGUUUGCUGACUGUGACUUGCAGCUGGCUGUGGAGGAAACCCAGAAAGGAGCUUUUUAUAACCAGGGUCAGUGCUGCACGGCUGCAUCACGUGUCUUUGUGGAGGAAAGUAUUCAUGACGAGUUUGUGCGCUGCAGCAUCGAAAAGGCAAAGAAGAUUGUCGUAGGAGACCCGCUGGACCCCCAGACAUCACAAGGGCCACAGAUCGACCGACAGCAGUUUGACAAGAUUAUGGAUCUGAUUGAGAGUGGGAAGAAGGAGGGAGCCAAGCUGGAGUGUGGAGGAGCAGCUGUGGGCGAGAAGAGCCUCUUCAUUCAACCCACCAUCUUCUCCGGGGUCAAAGACCAUAUGCGCAUCGCCAAAGAAGAGAUCUUUGGUCCAGUGCAGUGUAUAUUCAGCUUUAAGAGCCAACAGGAGGCCAUAGAGAGAGCAAACAGCUCACAGUAUGGCCUGGUGUCAGCAGUCUUCACAACAAGUAUGGACAGAGCUCUGUCUGUGUCUGCAGCCCUGGAGACUGGCACUGUCUGGAUAAACUGCUAUAACGCCCUUCAUGCCCAGAUGCCCUUUGGAGGUUAUAAGAUGUCAGGAAAUGGACGAGAGCUUGGAGAGUACGCCCUGGCUGAGUACUCAGAGGUGAAAGCAGUGACCAUCAAGCUGAGUGAAACCAUGUGAGAAGAACCAGGGAAAAUCCAGUGCUCUUCACUUCCCCUCCCAUCAGGCCACAGCACAGUUCUCUACAACACCCACACUCCCGUCUUUGUCUCAGUCAUGCUCAUGGUAUUGACAUUAGUUAUUUCAGUUUAUCACUUGGUCGAUACAUUAAAUCAGAGCCCUGAAAGAGUUAUUGUUUUUUCACCAGAUACUGUAGGUGAGGAUAAGGUUUUACUGACUGCUUCAGUAAUGUCUGUAUAUUAAACAGUUUCCCAGAAAUAAGUAGUGGUGGACAAAGUACACAACUUCAUUACUUAAGUCACAGUGUAUAUACUCCUGGACAAAUAUGACUCCAAUACAAGUGAAAGUUGUUCAGUCAAAUUUUUACUUGAA